This is a messenger RNA of Amoebophrya sp. A25, 2965 nucleotides long. The record is from the annotation of a GenBank genome assembly. Lineage: Eukaryota; Dinophyceae; Syndiniales; Amoebophryaceae.
CUCGAGGAUGGGCGCUCAUCUCUGGCGACCGUUGUAAACAACACAAGUACAACUAAUACAACUGAUACGAGUAGCAUCAAAAAGGAGAAAUCGUCAGGUUCGAGGAUGAGAAGAAGAUCGUUUUCCGCUUCGAAGAGCAUCAACGAGGAAGGAAGAAUGGGCGCUACAAAUCAUGAUGCAGCAAAGAAGAGUGCGAGUACUACUAGAAGUGGAUUGAGCAAUACUCUUCGCAACAAAGGAAACAGCACAAAAAGUAGUCGUUCUAGUGCGAGUGAGCGCCUUUCUCGUUCAGGCAGUUUUUCUGAACCAUCUGAUUCUGAGGAUGGUAACUGUGGCGAAGAAGAGCUGCAGGGCGAUUCACGUACUAGAACUAGUGUUAAGGGUACAUUAAAGGUGCUUUUGUUACCGUUUCUUAUGGCUCUCCUGAGGGGGACAGCCAUAACAAGCGGGAUAAACGAACACCAAAAACCUACCUCUAAUAGUGGCCCGCGACUUGGCGGCGACCAGCAAGAGUCUGACCAAAUGUAUUACCGUAGUAGUGCCCCACGAAGAUUGCGGAAACAGGAAUUACAUCCGCUGUACGACAAAGCGCGCUUAAAGCCAGUACGCCCUAGGGAUGAUCUCCAAGAAGUGCCUAGGAAAAGGACAACGCGAAGCUAUUGCAGUUCGAAUAACAGUCGGGCGUCGGCCUCUGACGAAAUAAAAGAGGUGCAGGGUGACUCUCCUUCAUCUUCGGUAGAGGGGACUGCAGUUGAGCACGAAGCAGAAGGCAUCAAGAACGCUGAUUCGAUCUUGUCGACCACAAGGCACAAUGAAGGUGACACUAAAAAGUACAAAACAAGUUGCAGUAGGGAGAGCGACGUGAUAGAUUCACGUAGUACGGUUGCUCCCUCAACAGUGUCCGCUUCUUCUUCGUCCAAACUGAGUGCUUUUAGUGACACUAAGCACUCCUCUUUUUUUCGACAAAGAACCCUAGGAUCUUUCGCUAGUCGUGCAACACUAUCGCCAAGCAACGCUGGUGACGUUGAAGGGUCGUCAGCUAGUCGUGCGACGCUGUCGAGUAAUGCUGAUGUCGAAGCGGUGGAAGAGGAAUCUAGUAGAUUAAGUUCCUCCUCUAGGAGAUGUAAAAUUCAAAAAGACGAUAUGCGCGGUCGGGAGACGGUGCGAGAUGACGGGACACCGAAUGAUGGAACACCAUUGAAAGAUGACCAUGAUAAAAAUAAAGAUCUUGAUCUUCAAACAUCGACUACUGCUUCUGAACCACCUACGGCUUCUACAACAGGUGCGAAAUACAUGAAGACGAAAUCCUUCAAGGCUUUGCAGGGACCAGCUGUUAAAGAGGAAAGCAAGAGUUCUGCAACGCCUAAGUUGGCGGGAUCAUCAGGUACCAGUACAACGUCUGCGGCUGCAAAAACCAACGCAGCUCCAACGUCUUCAUCCUCAACAACUUCCUCUGUAGGAGCUCAAUAUCUAGCUGUUUUGCGCAAGAGCAGAACGCGCCUCAAAAGUCCUCGGAAUACCAGGAAUAGCACGACUUCUGCGGGUCGGUCCAGUGCGGGGUCAGCUACAGAACCUCUCAGCCACAAAGGAAGAGAAGAGGUAGAGGCUGCCACUAAUUGUAAAACUGAUGAUAAUUAUUUAUCAAAAAUUACUUCCAAGAGCAAGGCAGCCUCAAAAAGUCCUCUUUCAUCUUCGAGUUCUCUACCAGCGAAUAAGAAGAAUACAGCGCUAGUAAAACCAAUAGUACGGCGUGAGAGUGGUCUUACUAUGUGGUACAAAGAAGGCGAAACUGCAGAAGGUGGUAGUGAAUCUCUAGACAAUUUUCCGGUAACGCCAAUAGCAUUAGAUGACGGGGAUCCAACAUCUGCUGAGGACGGUGCUAGCGCGUUGCUUACAGUGCCGCAGAUAAGGCAGAGCAAAUAGAUGACGCGUGCUCUUAUAGACUUCAUAGAAACAGAGCAGGAAAUGGAAAAAAAACUCACUCUAGAAAAUUGUUCUCCUAGAUAUUGAGAAAGAAGCACUUGAUUGAGUUGGAAAUUGUUCUCCUAGAUACUGAGAAAGAAGCACUUGAUACAGAAGUCAGUAUAAUAUUUUAAGCGGCCUUUCUAAGCCUUAGCAUGGGCAGCGUCGCCUCUCGCGGGAAGCGAUCGCUUGCAGAUUGGUAUGCGGAUGACGACAACGACGAUACGACAGCUGAUGUAGUUGGACCUCAUCAAGCGUCUACUUCGUCUUGGAGUAAAGAUGAUAUGGGAGACGGAACAAGUGCGGAGGUGGAGCUGCCCGUUGGCGUUACGCAUUAUCAUAUGGAUUAAACUACGCGGCUAUAGUACUUAUAAGAAGUUUUCGUGGAGGACUUUAUCCACUGUUGAGCCGUUUUUGGCAUUUUGAAGAGUACCGAGGAAGUGAUCGGUUCAGUUCAAGACCCCAGGUUGUAGUAGUCGCAAGUAGAUUACAGCACUGUCUCAUUAAAAAAAUUUUCGUUCAAUAAUUGUUUAUCCAUCUUCUCAAUACUGAAAAUCAUCAUCGAUCUACCUAAAUCGAGCUUCCUAGCAUGAGCUCUGGCUUGCUUAUUAUCAUUCAACAUUCAACAUCUUACACUGAUUCUGUCCAGGGUGUCAUGGGUUAUUUACAAUUUGUAGGCAUCCGCUUCGAGUCUUGAUUCUCUUUCUUCAUCGAUACAGCAUAGAUUCUUCUUGGGCAUGACGACGAGCAAAGGGGGCAGUCCCACAUCUGCUUCCAUAGAUUACAGAUCGCACAACAAAAGAGCCAUGGGGAACUACAUGAAGGGAUGCACACAAUUACUUACAUGACGAUCUUAGAAAACCCCUUCAUGCCACAAUUACUUAGACAUGAUGAUCUUAGAAAACCGGUUUUCGUUCAAUCGCAAGUUGAACAAAUACACAAAUAAAGACCAAACAACAUCAACUAAAGUCAAAUUCAGAAGUACCUGUCUUCUGCCCUCUGC